Drosophila suzukii is the source of this 3611-nucleotide messenger RNA. RefSeq names its product retrovirus-related Pol polyprotein from transposon gypsy. Gene Ontology annotation, biological process: DNA integration. Gene Ontology annotation, molecular function: protein binding; nucleic acid binding; metal ion binding. The record is from RefSeq and is a predicted model, not a curated record. NCBI's taxonomy places the organism in Eukaryota, Metazoa, Arthropoda, Insecta, Diptera, Drosophilidae.
UCACAGCUCUAUUCAGAACCAGUUCAGUGAACGUAAACAGCUGCUUGUGCAUAACAUUGUUGUACGCCUUUUAUUUAAUUAAUCUUACACUUACUAUUUGUUUAUAAUCGAAAGUUUUUCAUAAUUACUUCUUAAAAUGGGCAGAAGUGACGUUACUUCAGUUCAAAAAUUGGAAAAACAUUUGACAUUGUUAAAGGAAGAAUAUUCAAAACAGCAGCGCAGCUAUGCAGAAUUGCAGCGAAAGUAUAACGAAGUUGUUGCUACAUCAGGAAAUGAAGAAUUAUCGGACGGACUCAGCAAUUUUGUCUCGCGACUGUCUUUGACAGUUGCUUUAUUAUUUGGAAGUCCUACUUAUGCUGAUAUUUACAUCCGAACGCAUUCAAAAGUAUUUCCGGCACAUAAGAUCGUCCUUCAUGCCCGCUCAGAAAAAUGGGGAGAUGAUGUCUUGGGCAGCAUACAAGAACUGGACUGGAGUGAUUUAAAUGAGGAUGUUGUUUUGGCGCUUUUGCGUUGGAUUUACACAGAUCUAAUUGACUUGCAGCAUGACGGGCUAGCUUUGGAUCUUCUUCGAGCCGCACAUCGAUUUGGUUUGCCAUCUCUUUUAGGAAUGUGUGAGCGGGCAUUAGUUGCUUCGGUUGGAAUAAGAUCUUGUAUACAAUUUUAUUGUGUUGCCGAAGAAGUAGCUGCCUUAACACUGUUGCAAUAUUGCUCUGACAUAAUAUCAACACACUGGGACGACCUUACAGUGCAAGACUUUGAGCACAUGUCCGGACCCUUGUUGUUUAAAUUGCUUAAGACCAAAACAAAAUAUCCACUUCAUGCUGCUGUAAGACUCCUAAGAGAAGACGUCAUAUGCCUGUGGAUUCAAGAGAAUAGUGACGCACUCUCACAACUGGUUAAUAGUUUUUCUGAAAAUGGUUUGUUGCCUCUUCAGAUGGCUUUAUCGGCAAAAAAUUACAAAAUCGCUCAAACUCUGGUACAAAACGGAAUGGCCAACAUAAAUGCUGUUGAUAUGGAGGGAUCCCCACUCCUGAUUGCGGCUUUAAAAAAUGGUGACGCUUUCUCCGCACACUUCCUUUUGGAUCAAAAUUGUCUUUUAGACCUUUCAUCUAAAACAUCAUCGGACACUGCAUUACACAUUAUUUGUAAUUACAAGGAAUAUAAACAUAGUCCUAACAAUGUCGCAGAUAUAUUAAAUGUUGGGAUAAAGAUUUUAAAAAGAAAUCCUAACGUAAACAUCCAGAACAUUAAAGGAGAAACGCCUUUGCAUAUAGCAAUUAUAAGACAAAAUGUAGAAAUGGUGGAGCUUUUGCUUAAAGUGCCAAAUAUUGAUAUUAACUUGCACACUUUUGACGAAAAGAGUGCUUAGCUUUGUUUAUCAUUGGACGAUCAAGAGUUUAAGGUAGCGUCAAUGCUUAUUAAAAGGGGCGCACAACCAAAUACUAAAAAGACAAAAACGGAUGAUAGCCUACUACAGGUUUUUGCAAUGGACGGAUAUCGUGGGGAGAAAGCAGCAAUUUUCUUGGCAGAUUAUACCAAUCUUGAUCAUAUAAAUUUACGUGGACUAACAGCAUUACAUAUUGCAUGUUUAAAAAACAUGCCAAACCUAGUAAACAAGUUAAUUGUUAAUGGUGCUUCGUGCAAUUUACAACCCAUUGACGGUGGUUUAAAGUCUGCUUUGCAUAUUGCAGUGGAAGCUAAUGCUGUUGAAGCCUUAGAAGCUUUUGUUCAGUUAACAAACAAUCUGAGCUAUGUUAUUGAUUUCAAUUGUAAAGAUAUUAAUGGUGACUCCCCGCUAAGCCUAUGCCUUGCUCUUAACAGAACUAAACUGGUUCCAAUUCUUAUAAGAGGCGGCUCAGAUGUCAACGCAAAGAAUACAAAUAAUUUAACACUAUUGCAUCAAUCAAUAAAGAACAGAGACAGUGAUACAUCCUUAUUUUUACUAGAGCAAGGUGCGGACUUUACUGCUAUCACAGAUGAUCAAGAUUCCGCAUUGGACUUAUCGAUCGAAUACAAUCUCCCUAGAGUUGUGGAUGCUCUUUGCACAAGAGGAAUCGCUCUAAUAUCUGACAAAAAUGGAGUUUCACCAUUAUGGACUGCUUUGGAACUAGGAUACGAAGAUGUGGCCCAAAUACUUGUGCGACACGGUGUUGAUACUGACAGUUGGGAAAAAGGACCUGGGGAAUGUCAACAGACCCUUUUACAUCGUGCCAUAGAUGAAAGCAAAGAAGCAAUAGCAAUAUUUCUAAUUCGAAAUCAAUGCGACUUAGAUUCUUCACGACAGCCAGGUCCCAAUGGGGAGGGUGGAGAUGAGGCCCAGCUAAAGGCAUCCCCGUUGCAUUUAUGUUGUCAAUGGGGCUUGGCCAAAGUGCUUCAGACUUUAAUUGAUCAUGGUGCUAAUGUUAACGUUAUAGACGCUGAAAACAAAUCGCCACUUCAUGUAGCUAUUGAAAAUCAACAUGAAGAUAUUAUAUCGAUUCUUCUUUGUCACCCUGUUAUAGACCUAAAACUUCGUGAUACGUCUGGAAAUACACCGUUUGCAGCUGCUCGCAUUCGUAAUGACAAGGCCGCUCAACGCAUUUUAGAUAGAUUCCCUACAGCCGCUGAGCAAAUGGAUUCGCGCGGCCGAAACUUUUUGCAUUUAGCGAUUAUGAAAGAUGAUUUAGAAAGUGUUUUGUUUUUGCUAGCUAUUCAGGUAGAUGUAAACUCGCGGGUACAUGACGUUAAUCAGUCUACGCCCUUGCACCUAGCGGCAGCAUCACACAAUGAAAUGAUUACCAGAAAUCUGAUUUUAGCCGGAGCCCAUAUGAAUGAGCGGAAUGCCGUCCAAAAAUUGCCUCUUCAUAUUGCCAUUGAACGCGGGAAUCUACCUGCGGUUUCUGCGUUGAUUCAAAACAAUGCCGACUUUGACGCAGCAGAUUCUGACGGCAAUAAUGCUUUACACAUUGCUGUACGAUAUGGUCAGCUUUUCAUUGUACGUGAAUUAUUAACUGAAUCAAGAGUGAACGCAGAAGCAACAAAUUUAAAAGGUCGAAAUCCUAUGCACGAAUUGUGCAGGGUUGUGGAGGAUAAUACAGCCGCACUUAUUUGUGAAUUAUUUCUUGAGUGUAUGCCACAGUAUCCAAUAAACGUUCCCGAUAUGGACGGUAAUACUCCUCUUUUGCUUUCCUUUAUGAGAGGGCAAUCGCCUCUUUGUAAAAUACUUGUAAAGGCAGGGGCGUGCCUUGGCACUGAAAAUAGAGAAGGAAUGAAUAUUUUUAAUUUCAAGCUGGCCACGGAUCAAUUACUUCACAAAUUGUUGGACCUAUUGCCACAAGAAUCACCGUGGUCAGAGUGUGACUUAUGCCAGGAGUGUACAACUAGGUUUACACUUACGAUGAGAAAACACCAUUGCCGACAUUGUGGAAGGGUUCUAUGCUCCAAAUGUUCUAGUAACGAUGUACCCAUUUUAAAAUUCGGAAUUAACAAACCAGUUCGAGUUUGCGCCGUUUGCUUUAAUGUGCUGCAAUGUGGAAACGGAUUAUUUUCAUAGUUUAAGUUAAAGAAAAAUAUUAAUUAUAUGUAUAUAAUUUUAUUCAAGUAAGUUGUUGAAAUAAAAGUUUUAAAACUCA